AUGACAAGUACAGAUACUAAUAAUCCAUCGAAUAUAUCAAAUGAUCGUACACCAUCAAUAUCAACAGAAGAGAAAAUCGAGCGUGAAAGUAAAUCAAGUGAAGAAGAAGACGAAGAUGAUGAAGAUGAUGAUGAAAAGAAUAACACACUUGAUGAUCUUGCUGAUGAAGAACUAAUGCGUCGUCAAUAUGUAAAAAAAAAUGAAUUUCGUCGAGUAUCUGUAGCAGCUGAACGAUAUAAUCCGGAAGAAGAUACUGAUUCGGAUAAUGAACAAUCUCUUGUUUAUCAAAAGACUCCUGAACAACGUCAACGUUUGAAAGAAGCUGUAUGUCAUAAUCUAUUAUUUCGUACACUUGAAGCGAAGCAAAUGGAUCAAAUUCUUGAUGCCAUGUGGGAAAAAAAUGUUAAAAAAGGUGAAACAAUUAUUAAACAAGGUCAUUUAUUUUAA
Molecule: messenger RNA, 447 nt
Organism: Adineta steineri
Lineage: Eukaryota; Metazoa; Rotifera; Eurotatoria; Adinetida; Adinetidae
Source: the annotation of a GenBank genome assembly